GGCGUCUUCACCCUAACCUAACUUAACUCACACUUAUUUACCCAUUGUUUACCCACGCCCCAUGUGCUACCCAAACUUAACAAAACACAAAUAAAAAAACGUGUUACAAUUUACGCCCCCAUGGCAGGCACUCAGUGCGGCGAAUGCAAAAAAUCCUUCUCAAAAAUCGGAAAUCUGCGUGCCCACGUGAAGAGAGCGCACCCAGACAAACUAAAUGUUUUGGCCCCAAAAAAGACCUACGCGCCCGUCGCCACCUGCAUCGAGUGCAACAACACCUUCGUGAACACCAGCAACCUGAACGCCCACAUUCGAACAAAGCACCCCGAUCUGAUCAAAAAUAAAGCCCAGUGCGAGAUAUGCAAAAGCGAAAAUAAAAAAUCGUCGGCGUUCUGCAAGCACGUGAAGAACCAUAAGAACGCCAGACGGAUGAAUUGCAGUUUGUGCCGGGUGUUUAGCGACAGUUCGAAGGCCAAUCUUCUGGAACACUACAAGCAAGCGCACGAAAUUAAACUAGAGUACGAGGAAGUCGCGUUUUCGUCAUUCAACGAGUUCUUGCUAUGGAAGCAGAGGAUUGAAAAAGACACCCAAGCGUCUUUUGUCACGAUGCACGGCUCGAGUAAAACUAAGUCUCAUACACUGAUCCGGUAUAGUUGUCACAGAUCUGGAGAAUUUAGAAGAAAAGGGAGUAAUAAAAGAAAAUUGAAGAAACAAGGGAGUAAUAAAAUUGACGCGUUUUGUCCAGCUAGUAUGAAAGUCACGAUUAAAAACGAGCGCUGCGAGGUGGUUUUUCAGAGAAGUCACGUUGGUCAUAAACAAGAACUAAGACACUUGUUUUUGACUUCUGAAGAACGACAAAAAAUAGCGUCUGAAAUCGCGUCAAAGGUGCCUUUUGACACGAUUUUGGAAAGAGUGCGCAAUUCUGUUAUGAAUGCAGAAUCUCCAAGACUAAAUUUAUUGACAAAACAAGACUUAUACAACAUCCAGAAAAGCCUACACCUGAAUAGAGAAAUCUCGCAUCGUGAUAUCAACCUUGAAGACUGCAUAAAUGAGAUGGAAGAAAAUGCUACUGAAAAUGAUUUAUUCAUUGAUACGGAUCACAUAGAAACAGAGGUGCCAGUGGAUGCGUUGAUUGAACCCCCCACUAAAACCACAAGUGUGGAAAGUACUGGAAACACGUUUCUUGAGAGAAAAAAGCAAGUGUUGGCGGAAGUUUUAGAUAUUUGCGAGAGCGUCUCAACUCCUGAAGAACUAGAAGUUAUAGAGAAGUGUUUGGAGUCUAUUAGGAAAUCUAUAGAAGAGCUAAGGCCUCAGAAUUCGUGAAAUGAUGAAGACAACAAAUGACGGAAGAUUCCAAUGACAGUUGUCUCCUACACAAAAAAAUUGUAUUGAGAAUCUGAUAAUAAAGUAUUGGUUGUGAAACUGAAUUGAAAUAAACUGUGAUACUGUG
Messenger RNA from Zophobas morio, 1447 nucleotides. RefSeq names its product zinc finger protein with KRAB and SCAN domains 4-like. The record is from RefSeq and is a predicted model, not a curated record. Bases 121 to 1320 code for a protein of 399 amino acids. The transcript has 4 exons. Lineage: Eukaryota; Metazoa; Arthropoda; Insecta; Coleoptera; Tenebrionidae.